Messenger RNA from Dovyalis caffra, 2730 nucleotides. The record is from the annotation of a GenBank genome assembly. NCBI's taxonomy places the organism in Eukaryota, Viridiplantae, Streptophyta, Magnoliopsida, Malpighiales, Salicaceae.
AUGGCUGCCAUUUCUCAAACCUCCAUAGCCACCGCUAUCACCCUAUCUCCUUUAUCUCUUCUGUCCCAAAGUUCCUUUUACUUCCCUUUAAAACCACCAGGAACCACCGCCCAACCGCCACUCACUUCACUUACUCUCUCUAAACCCAACCACCGCCGUCAUUUCACUUCCUGCGCCUCGCCAUUUCUCCUAUCUUCACCCCCUUCUCUUUCUAAACCCCAAAAUCUUGAACCUUUUCCCCCCUUAGAGUCUAAUUAUUAUUCACUUCAGUCCAACACUGACUGUCUCAUUGACGUUGAUGAUUUAUUCAAUUUGCUUCGAUUGUCGGUCAAGUACACUGACGUUGACCUUGCAAGAGCCCUACAUGCUUCCAUUCUAAAACUUGAAGAGGAUACCCAUCUGAGCAAUGCUGUCAUUGCAGCUUAUCUCAAGUUGAGUCUUGUUGUUGACGCUUAUGGGGUUUUUAUGGGAAUGUCUACCCCUGAUGUGGUGUCUUACAGUGCUUUAAUUUCUAGUUUUGCUAAGUCGAAUCGAGAAAUGGAAGCCGUUCAACUUUUCUUUAGAAUGAGGGGUUCAGGUAUUGAGCCUAACGAGUACAGUUUUGUUGCUAUUUUAACUGCAUGUAUUAGGAGUUUGGAAUUGGAAUUGGGAUUGCAAGUUCAUGCUUUGGCAAUCAAGAUGGGUUAUUCACAACUUGUCUUUGUUGCUAACGCUUUAAUAGGUUUGUAUGGCAAGUGUGGUUGUUUGGACUAUGCGAUUCAAUUGUUUGAUGAAAUGCCUCGAAGAGAUAUUGCAUCAUGGAAUACCAUGAUUUCGAGUGUGGUGAAAGAGUUAUCAUAUGAAAAAGCGUUAGAAUUGUUUCGUGUCUUGAACCAAACUAAGGGGUUUAAAGCUGAUCAAUUUACGCUUUCGACACUUUUGACUGCUUGUACUAGGUGCCAUGCUGUGAUGGAAGGUAGAGAGGUUCAUGCUCAUGCCAUUAGAAUUGGAUUAGAGAACAAUUUGAGUGUGAGCAAUGCCAUUAUCGGGUUCUACACUAAGUGUGGAAGUCUGAACCAUGUGGUGGCUCUGUUUGAGAGGAUGCCAUUCAGAGAUGUAGUUACUUGGACCGAGAUGAUUACAGCAUAUAUGGAAUUUGGGUUGGUGGAUUUGGCUGUAGACGUGUUUAACAAGAUGCCAGAAAAGAAUUGUGUGUCUUAUAAUGCACUUUUGGCAGGAUUUUGCAGAAAUUAUGAAGGGUUGAAGGCACUCAAUUUAUUCGUUAAGAUGGUCCAAGAGCGACUAGAGUUAACAGAUUUCACAUUGACAAGUGCCAUUAAUGCUUGCGGAUUGCUCAUGAAAUUGGAAAUUAGUAGGCAAAUUCAUGGGUUUGUCGUCAAGUUUGGUUUCAGGUCAAAUGCUUGUAUUGAAGCAGCUCUGAUUGAUAUGUGCUCGAAGUGUGGAAGGAUGGAUGAUGCCGAUAAGAUGUUUCGAAGUUGGUCAUCUGAUGGGGACAACUCAGUAAUCCAAACGUCAAUGAUAUGUGGGUAUGCUCGAAAUGGGCUGCCAGAGGAGGCAAUUUAUCAUUUCCAUCGUAGUCAGUCAGAGGGGACAAUGGUUCUAGACGAAGUUGCUUUCACUUCAGUACUUGGCGUCUGUGGAACUUUAGGGUUCCAUGAUAUGGGGAAGCAAAUCCACAGUCAUGCUCUUAAAACUGGGUUUCAUACUGAAGUGGGGGUUGGAAAUUCCAUAAUUAGUAUGUAUUCUAAGUGUUACAACAUAGAUGAUGCAAUUAAGUCUUUCAAUACUAUGCCAGCACACAAUGUAGUUUCAUGGAACGGUUUGAUUGCAGGCCAUCUUCUUCACUGGCAGGGCGAUGAGGCCUUGGCUAUCUGGUCAAGUAUGGAGAAGGCAGGCAUAAAGCCGGAUUCAAUCACAUUCCUUUUGAUUGUUUCAGCUUAUAAAUAUACUAGCUCAAAUUUACUGGAUGAUUGUCGCAGUUUGUUUAUCUCAUUUAAAACGAUUCAUCACCUGGAGCCCACUUCAGAGCAUUAUGCCUCCUUGGUUGGCGUUUUGGGGUACUGGGGCCUCCUUGAAGAAGCAGAGGAGUUGAUCCAUAAGAUGCCUUUUGAGCCUAAGGCUUCUGUUUGGCGAUCUUUGCUUGAUAGUUGUAGACUCCAUGCAAACUCAGGCAUUGGGAAACGUGUUGCAAAGCACAUAAUUGAGAUGGAACCACAGGAUCCUUCCACUUAUGUGCUUGUAUCAAAUCUAUAUGCUGCUUCUGGGAGGUGGCAUUGCUCGGAAAUGGUCAGGGAGAAUAUGAGGGACAGGGGGCUUCGAAAGUACCCAUGUCGAAGUUGGAUUAUAGAUCAGAAGAAGCUUCAUACAUUCUAUGCAAGAGAUAAAUCUCAUCCCCAAGCAAAAGACAUCUAUAGUGGAUUAGAUAUACUAAUCUUGGAAUGCCUAAAAGUUGGAUAUGAACCAGACACGAGCUUUGUGCUUCAUGAAGUUGAGGAGCAGCAAAAGAAGGAUUUCUUGUUCUAUCACAGUGCAAAACUAGCUGCAACCUAUGGACUUCUGACGACUAGACCUGGAGAACCCAUUCGGGUUGUGAAGAACAUCCUUCUAUGUAGGGAUUGUCAUACAUUCUUGAAAUAUGCAUCAGCAGUCACCGGAAGAGAGAUACUUUUAAGGGAUCCUUCUGGGUUUCAUUGUUUUUGUAAUGGUCAAUGUUCGUGCAUAGGUAAUUAA